AUGGCGGACAGCGGCGGCGAUAGCUGCCACGACGAGAAGUUUUCCCUUCUAAGCGUAGACAGCAACGGAAUCGACCGAUCGUGGCGGUUGAACUUCGACGGAUACCAGCGGUCGCCAGAGCACAAGGAGAAAAAGCAGCCUCGUGGAAUCCACGAUUGCUGUCCAGGAGUUUCAGGUCCAGAAGAUCAUAUUGCAGUGUACUACCAGCAGCAGGUAGAAAUGCUAGAGGGAUUCACUGAGAUGGAUGCCUUAGCAGACCGUGGCUUUAUUCCUGGAAUGUCAAAGGAGGAGGAGGAAAGGUUGGCGAAAAGUGAGACUUUUGCCAUUAGAAUCUCAAAUGUGGCUAAUAUGAUUCUUUUUGCUGCAAAGGUCUAUGCAUCAGUCCGAAGUGGUUCAUUGGCCAUUAUUGCUUCGACUUUGGAUUCUCUACUCGAUCUUCUUUCAGGCUUCAUCCUCUGGUUUACUGCUUUCUCCAUGCAAACUCCAAACCCUUAUCAAUACCCUAUUGGAAAGAAGCGCAUGCAGCCUUUGGGAAUUCUUGUUUUUGCAUCUGUAAUGGCGACUCUGGGACUGCAGAUAAUCUUGGAGUCGGCACGUGCAUUAAUGUCUAGUGAGAAAGAAUUUGUUCUUACCAGAGAUCAAGAGCGUUGGGUUGUGGGAAUAAUGCUGUCAGUAACCCUGGUGAAACUGCUUCUGAUGGUCUAUUGCCGCACGUUUACCAAUGAGAUUAUCAAAGCCUAUGCUCAAGAUCACUUCUUUGAUGUUGUCACAAACUUCAUUGGCCUUUUUGCUGCACUUCUUGCUAACUACAUUGACGCCUGGAUGGACCCUGUUGGAGCCAUAAUUCUGGCAUUGUACACAAUCCGGACAUGGUCAAUGACCGUUCUGGAAAACGUGCACUCCCUCGUUGGCAAAUCGGCUACUCCAGACUAUCUCCAGAAACUCACCUACCUCUCAUGGAACCACCACAAAUCCAUCAGGCACAUUGAUACGGUCCGGGCUUACACGUUCGGUUCCCACUACUUUGUGGAGGUUGACAUCGUGUUGCCUGCAGAUAUGCCACUGCAGGAGGCCCACGACAUUGGCGAGUCGCUGCAGGAGAAGCUAGAGCUGCUGCCAGAGAUCGAGAGAGCCUUUGUUCAUCUCGACUAUGAGUACUCGCACAAACCCGAGCAUGCUCAAUCAUAA
Molecule: messenger RNA, 1188 nt
Organism: Linum trigynum
Lineage: Eukaryota; Viridiplantae; Streptophyta; Magnoliopsida; Malpighiales; Linaceae
Source: the annotation of a GenBank genome assembly